AUGCUGCUACAAUCGUUUAUUGCGUUGGCGAUAUUUGCAACGGCGCUAGCCUUCCCGCGUCUUGACCAACCGGUUCCCCUCCUCGAUGUGCAAAGACUCGCGGCUGGCUGGCAGCGCGUUUUGACAAGAGGUUUGGCAGAGGAGAGCUGCGAUGCGAGCUGUCACUAUAUGAGCUUGUGCGCGCCGGCAACGAACCUACAGGUGUCCUCGCUUCAAAACUCCAAAAUUUUCCACAAAUUGUUGCUUACCUUUGUCGAGGAAAUUCGCGCGACAUGUGGAGGAGCAAGAAAUGGCUCGCUCCAACUGGACGCCGGCACGCCGAACACAUUUACUUGCCUCGAGUGCUUCCUCUUUGGAGACUUGCUCAAAUUUGUCACGCAAAACUUUUUUGGAGGGUGGUUGGAAGCGACUGUGAUCCAGGUGUUGGAGGCCAUCUCGUUCUUGCCUGGAACCGACGAUGUUUACCAGCUCGUUACGAUAUUGUUCCAAGCCCUACGGGAAAGCUCGGGUGCGAUCUACACAGAUUUCGGAGGUCUGCUUGGAUGCCCUCCAACGCUGGAUGCUCUGAGCCAACAAUGCUGUGGAGGGCAAUGCCCACCGCCA
Molecule: messenger RNA, 603 nt
Organism: Mesorhabditis spiculigera
Lineage: Eukaryota; Metazoa; Nematoda; Chromadorea; Rhabditida; Rhabditidae
Source: the annotation of a GenBank genome assembly